UUUAUCCAAAAACCAAAUUCAAAACUUUUUGUAUGUUAAAUGACCAUCAUUAUUUGUUGUUGUAAAAAAAAUGAAAUCAAAUUUAUUGUGGCAAGAUCAAAUCAAAGAUAAAGAUAAUCAACCAGUAUGCAUCUAUGAUUUGACCAUUUCACCGAAUGGAAAAUUAUUGCUGGCAGUUGCUGAUCAAAAAAUUUAUGUAUAUGAUUUAUUGAAAAAAACAUUAAUCGAAACAUUAAAAGGACAUAAAGAUAAUGUUUAUUGUAUUUGUUAUGCAUAUGAUGGUAAACGUUUUGCAACCGGAUCGGCUGAUAAACAAGUUAUUAUAUGGACAUCAAGAAUGGAAGCAAUACUUAAAUAUUCACAUAAUGAUUCGAUUCGUUGUUUACAAUAUAAUCCAACAUCAUAUCAAUUAUUAAGCUGUACAAAUUCAGAUUUUGGUCUUUGGUCACCGGAACAAAAAAAUGUAAACAAAAUUAAAGUAACAAAUCAAAUAAAUUGUUGUUGUUGGAAUGAUGAUGGUAUUAUAUUUGCUAUUGGAUUUAAUUCUGGUCAUAUAUCGAUACGAUUUAAGAAUGGUGAUGAAAAAAUGAAAAUUGAUCGUAAAAAUGCUAUAUGGGGUAUAUUAUUCUUUAAAACCAAUGAUGAAAGAAUGGAAAAUCGAUUAUCAAUUGUUGAUUGGUCGAAAACAAUUGCCAUAUAUGAUGUGGAUGGAAAUCAGAAUAUUCAAGAACGAAAUCUUAAUCAUGAUCCAUUGUUUAUAUCAUCAGUUUUAGAAAAUGAAUUUUUUCUUAUCGGUGGUACAAAUAAACAGGUAACAGUGUUUACGAUUGAAGGAAUGUCACUCGAAACAAUCAUAACAAAAGAAUCAUGGAUAUGGUGUUGUAAAACAUUUGGAAAUCGAAUGGCAAUCGGUUGUCAGGAUGGUUGUCUAUCAAUAUAUCAGAUAUCAUUGAUGACAGUACAAUGUUUAUAUAAACAACUAUAUGCAUAUCGUCAUUCAAUGACGGAUGUUAUCAUACAAAAUAUUGAAAACAAUGAAAAAACGUUGAUCAAAUGUAGAGAUUUGGUAAAGAAAAUCGCCAUUUAUAAAACAUUAUUGGCUAUUCAAUUGGCCAAACGUAUCGUUCUUUAUGAAUCCAAUGAAGGAGAACUAAAUUAUCGGAUCAAAGAAAAAAUAAACAUUGAAAUUGAUUGUACAAUCCUAAUGUUAUGUUCAUCGAAUCUGAUCGUUUGUCAUGAGAAACUUAUAAAAUCAUUAAAUUUCAAUGGACGAUUGGAAAAAGAAUGGAAUUUUAAAUGUACAAUCGAACAUUUGAAACCGGUCGGUGGUUUGCCAACAAAAGAAUCAUUAUUGAUCGGUCUUAAAGAUGGCCAAGUAUUGAUGAUCUUCUUAUCCAAUAUUAUACCGAUUGAGCUGAUUAAAUUGAAUAAUCCGAUUCAAUAUAUUGAUAUCAGUAUGAAACGACAAAAAAUGGCAAUCAUUGAUGAUCAAAAUAAUUGUUCGGUUUAUGAUUUACACACUGAGCAACUAAUAUUUGAGGAACCUAGUGUAAAUAGUGUUGUUUGGAAUAGUCAUUUCGAAGAUUUGCUUUGUUAUUCCGGAUCCGGAUUUAUAGCGAUAAAAAUGAACAAUGUUCCAAUGCAAACGAUCGAAUUUGUUAACGAAAACACAAAUGUAAUUGGUUAUUCAGGCAACAAAAUCUAUAUACAAAAUACGGAUAUGAAAAUUAUUUGUCGUGAAAUUUCCUAUUCAAAAAUUCUUUCACAUUUCAUUCAGCUAAACAAUUUCAGUGAAGCAUACCGAAUAGCAUGUUUGAAUGUCACUUAUGAAGAUUGGCAAAUGUUAACAAAUGCAGCAAUGAAUAGAUGUGAAUUUUUGAUAGGACGAAAAUGUUACUAUCGUAAUAAUGAUUGGCCAUAUAAUGAAUUGAUUCAUACACAUUUUCAACAACCGGAUGCAUCGAAUGACAAUAAAAAACAGCUGCUAUUGGCUAAAUAUCAAGCAUAUCAGGGAUUGUUUUCAGAAUCUGCAAGAAUCUAUAAAAAAAUUAAUGCAUCACAUUUAGCAUUGGAAAUGUUUACCGAUCUACAGAUGUAUGAUCAAGCAAAAGAAUAUCAACAUAAUAAUAACAGUGGUGAACAACGACAACAACAACAACAGGUUACAUUAGUAGCCGAAAAUUUUACCAAUCAAAAACAACAACAACAACGAUCAAAUAAUAAUGAUUUCAGUGAUCUACAAACAUUAUGUAAUGUUUGCAUUGCAAAAGGUGAUUAUGAAAAAGCAUUUGAAAUUAUUUCGAAAAGUGAUGUCAACAGUAUCGUAUCAUUUGCUCAACAAAUCGAUAAAGGUGAAAUUAAAUUACUUAAUUUGAUUGCAGAAAGUUUUCUCAAAAAUCAAGAUUACGAAAAUGCAAUACAAAUUUAUCGAAAAAUUGGAAAUUUUAAAAGUUUAGCACUUUCCUAUAUUCAUAAUAAUCAAUGGGAAGAAGCAUUGAAAAUCUGUAAUGAUAUACCACAAAUGAAAGAAGAAAUCUAUUAUCCAUAUGCAAUGUGGUUGGCUGAAAAUGAACGAUUUGCUGAAGCACAGAAAGCAUUUCAAGAAUCGGGAAAAUUUGAUGAAUCACGACAAGUAUUGGAAAGAUUAUUGAAUAAUUCAAUCACGGCAAAUCGUUUUAAUGAUGCAAGCUAUUAUUGUUGGCUUUUAGCCAAUCAUGGUAUCAAUCAAAACAAUAAUAAUGAUGAUGAUAAGAAAAAGGAAAGGGAUGCCGAAAUCUAUCAUGCAUAUCAAUAUAUAUUCAAAUAUAUUGAAGAACCAUUUACAUCGGUUUAUGCUGAAAUUCUUUUCAAUUCGGCUUUGUUUUUGCUUCAAUAUAUUGAUGAUGGAGAUUUAUUGCCUCAAGGUGUUUCAAUGGCGUACAUUUUAUUUGCAUUGGCAAAAUUAGGUAAAGCAUUAGGUCAUUAUAAAUUGGUAAGGAUCGCUUAUAAAAAACUGAUUAAUCUUCGAUUACCGGAUAAAUUAUCCGAAUCAAUACAAAUCGGUAGUAUUGAAAUUCGUACAAAACCAUUUAUCGAUGCAGAAGAAUUAUCAUUAUUUUGUUAUCGUUGUUCAUCACAAUAUUCAUUGAUUAAUGGUAAAUUGAAUCGAUGUAUCAAUUGUGAUCAUAGAUUUAUACAUUCAUUCUAUUCAUUUGAUAUUUUGCCGCUGGUAGAAUUUGAAACCAAUAUUCAGGAUAAAGAUUUUCGAAAAAUAUUGGACAAUAAUAGUGAUGGUAUUCAAAUAUCUUCAGUAUCAUCCGAUCAAACAUCAUCAUCAUCAUCGUUGGCAAACGAUUCACAAAUCUUCACGAAUGAUUCAUUAUCAUUGAAUUCGAAUAAUAAUAAAUUGGAAUCAGAACAGACAAUUAAUUUAAGCGAUGAAAUCAAUCCAAUUACAAAUGUAGCCAUAUUGAAUGAAAAACAUUUUAAAAAAUUGAAUCGAUCGAAUGUAAUUAUUGUUUCCAAUCGUUAUUAUUUGAAUAUGAUGCCCGAAAUUGGAAUUGUUGCUUGUCCAUUUUGUCAUAAGGUUUGUCCAAUCUAUAUAUGUUUUUUUUAUAAUGACAAAUUUUGAUUAUUCUUUUUCUUUUCUUUUCAAAAAAAUCAAAAACCACGGAAAAAUAAAAAUUAU
Molecule: messenger RNA, 3667 nt
Organism: Dermatophagoides pteronyssinus (European house dust mite)
Lineage: Eukaryota; Metazoa; Arthropoda; Arachnida; Sarcoptiformes; Pyroglyphidae
Gene: Oseg1
Product: intraflagellar transport protein Oseg1
Biological process (GO): intraciliary retrograde transport; non-motile cilium assembly; protein localization to cilium
Cellular component (GO): non-motile cilium; intraciliary transport particle A
Molecular function (GO): protein binding
Source: RefSeq, a predicted model, not a curated record